AUGCGCUGUCCCUGAAUCUUCAUGCCAAACGUGACUUUGAAUGACAAACACACGCUGUUUAUUCUCUUUGCUUUCUUUUUUACUUUCAUCAAUGGUCAUAAAGCUAUUUUGGCCUUCUCACCUUUGUUCUCCUAAAGCGAAACAAGGAUUUUUGAUAGGAUGGCAUAAUAAAGAAAAAGUGAUAUGUGUUGCUUCUGUUGUGUCUGGUAUUGAGCUAAAAGAGUUGCAAGAUAUACUCAAAGAGUUUUGCUUCUCAGGAGAAUAUGCUGAAUAUACACACAUUAAUAAAGUAUGUAAUGUGCCGCCUCAAAUCCUUGGUAUUUUGAUUAAGGAUCAAUGCAAUACUGUUUCUUUAAAUGAUCAAGCUUGGUUAACAAUAUGCCUAAAUGAUGCUUAUAUACCAAUACCACUUUCUAUGACAAUCAACCAUAUCGAGUCAAGUUGCAAUCAAUAUGAAGUCGUGUUUUAUGAGCAACCGAAUCCAAAGCGACUUCAAUUUUUAGCACUAGAUCCACUCGAACUCGAUAUAUCCUCCAAAAAUAUGGAUAUGCAUACGGCAAUGGAUAAAAAGCAAUCAGAGACACAAAAACAUCUGAAUACAAUUGUGGAUUACAGUCAUCAAUUGAAUGGACACAUGAGACCAGAAUGUGAUGAUUUGAGCCUUGUUCUUGUCCAGAUCAACUCUUCUUAUUUUCUCGAGCAUGGCAUACAGACACUCGCUUUGGAAUAUAAGAAAAAGACAAUCACAAAAUAUGCUAGUCUAAAUUACAUUACAAAACUAGUUUCUAAUGCAACUAAAUACUUGAUACGUGUCAUUAUCACUAGCCCAAAAGGGUUAAUUGGCUAUCUUGCAGAAAAAGUCAUUGUCAGUGUGUUUAUGUGUACUUUGUUUGUCAUCUUGAGUUUGGCAGAAGUGACGCUUCAUUUACUACAUGUCAGACUACCAACCUUUGUCCUGAAUGGUGUUGCACUCAAGGAUUUAUCUGCCGCUGGUCAACAGGUUGAUUUAAGACUACAACAACUCUUUUUUUGGCCUCGUCAAUACAUGAUGUUACAAAAACAUAACUGGGCCAAUACAGCAAAAGCAAGAGCGCAUUAUAUUAGUUUUUAUAACAGUAUGUGGCUAGUAGCUAACGAUAUCAUCAUUGGGUUAGCAAUGGGAUCAUUUUUGAUGGCGAACCAUCGGAUCAUAGCUCAUCAUUUACACAAGUUGCUUCAUGAAUAUACAGUGGAAUCACUUCAAUCCAUGAUGCUAUGGUUUUUGGAAUCACCGGCAGGUCUAAAAUUAAAUCAUGAACUAGGUAGUUUUUUGAGUGAAUUGUUUCUCUGGUUGAUUCGGUUAUGGACAUUAUGCACACAAACCAUUGAACCGUAUACACCUCAAAUGAUCCAUUUUAUUGGGUUUUCAGGCAUCUUUGGUAUCACCAUGAUCAUUUCUCUCUCGUCUGAUCUGCUGGCUUUCAUGACAUUGCACAUUUACUGCUUUUAUAUGGUCGCAGCUCGUAUCUUCAACUGGCAGUUGGUGAUCUUGAAUUCACUGUUCAACUUGUUUCGAGGCAAAAAACAGAAUAUUCUGCGUCACCGUAUUGAUUCCUGUGAUUAUGACCUGGAUCAGUUGCUUUUGGGAACCAGUCUUUUUACUCUGUUGACAUUUCUGUUUCCUACGGUCUUGAUUUAUUACAUGACAUUUGCUGUGAGUCGUGUGGGUGUUAUCUUUUUACAAGCUGUGAUGGAGACUAUUUUAGCUUUUUUCAAUCAUUUCCCAUUGUUUGCUAUUAUGCUUCGAUUGAAAGACCCACAUCGUUUACCAGGCGGCCUUGAAUUUGAAAUCUUUAGUCAAGAUAGCUUCCUGCUUGAACACCAUGGUAUUUUUCACAGGAUAAAGCAAAUCUGGUAUUCGCUUCGAAGGAAAGAUAUUGCAGGAUCUUCUUCUAUGUCAAGCAAGAUACCAUCAAAACAGAAUGCGAUCCAUGGCGCUUAUUUAUGGAUGCGGAAUAUGCCGAUUCCUUUAAGUGCUAUCUUUUUUCAAUACAUGCUGCUCUGGAAGCGUCUCAGUGCGCACUAUUUUUCAGCCUAUGUGUUUAAUUGCCUACUUUAUGGAGAACCUAUUAAGCCUAUACCAAAGCUUCAGUAUUCUAUGCUACCAGAUAAAAGGCCAAGCUUAUCUACUAUUUGGCAAUCGCUACUCUUAACCUUGCGAACCACUCGGCCGAAAAAUGAAUAAAUCAAUGGCAAAAGUACCUGUGUAAAUAAAUAAAAAUGACUUGUUUUGAAUUGGAUGCAAUGAGGCUAUUGCUUGAUUCAUGUUUAAGUAUGCUUUUGGUUUGGAUCGCCUAUUGAUUCAAUCUGUUGUUUUCUUUAAAUAAGCAUUGAAAAGUAUUUGGUUCGCUGUCUUUUCAUUGAUUGAUUUUUUUCGUUUGUUUGUUUGUUUGUUUGUUUGUUUGUAGAAUAAUGGGUAUCUUGACUUUGAAGUAAAGCCAUGAUCAUACCAAGUGGUACAUACA
Messenger RNA from Gilbertella persicaria, 2504 nucleotides. RefSeq names its product N-acetylglucosaminyl transferase component-domain-containing protein. Lineage: Eukaryota; Fungi; Mucoromycota; Mucoromycetes; Mucorales; Choanephoraceae. Gene Ontology annotation, cellular component: endoplasmic reticulum; membrane. Gene Ontology annotation, biological process: GPI anchor biosynthetic process. The record is from RefSeq and is a predicted model, not a curated record. Bases 41 to 2224 code for a protein of 727 amino acids. The transcript is spliced from 9 exons.